AUGGAUAAUAAUAAAAAAGCAGCGAAUAUAGUGACGAUUGGAGGACGAAGGUAUGUUAAAAACAACAUGAACGGCAAUCCGGAAGGGAAUUCCAAGAUAAAGCUGAAUGAGGUGCUGAAGCAGUUUGGAAGGAAUGUUAAGAAAUCAAAGAUAAACUAUUGUGUAGUGAAUAAAGGCGAAGGCAUAGACAUAUAUGAGUCAAAUGAUUCAAAGAUGGUUUUCGGUAAAGAUGGAACACCUGUUGGCGUUAUCAUUUCUGGAAAGAAGAGCAAUCUUGAUGGCAACGAUAUCAAGAACCUGACUGCUGGCCAGAGCAGCAUACAGACUGGAUUUGUUGGAGAAGAGCAAAAGAUUGCAGGUGAUGCCGAGUGCAAUUAA
This is a messenger RNA of Ordospora pajunii, 378 nucleotides long. RefSeq lists its product as uncharacterized. The transcript has a single exon. Lineage: Eukaryota; Fungi; Microsporidia; Ordosporidae. Bases 1 to 378 code for a protein of 125 amino acids. The record is from RefSeq and is a predicted model, not a curated record.